UAUGAUCUGUCAGAUUGACAUGUUUGAUUUGAUAUUAUCGUUAUAAUUCUAAUGUUUCUUCAAUUGGUUUGAUUCAAGAACCACUUGCGAAAUUGAUUUCGUUUAUAAUCAAAAUGCUAACAUUGUGGAAUUUAUUUGAGGCUUCUUUGCUUUGCCUCAAUGCAGUAUGUGUCCUUCACGAAGAAAGGUUUAUGCAAAAGAUGGGAUGGGGUGCAAAUGUCUCUGAACAAGGCUUUGUGGACCAGUCAUCCAUGAAAUUCCAAAUUUUAAACCUUGUGCGAUCCAUAAGAACAGUGACAAGAAUACCAUUGAUUAUUUUAAAUAUACUCACAAUUAUAUUUAAAUUGCUGUUUGGGUAGUAAUAUGAAGAAAUAUAAAAAGGAAGUCAAUGAAGAAAUGGAAAUGUAAUUCUUUGGUGAAUAUGUUAUGGUAUCAUUGUGACAGAAUUACCAAAAUCUAAUUUCUUAUUGUUUUAAUAUUAAGUUUAUUAACGUUUUUAAGCAUCAAUGGAAAUUAUGCAUUUUUUAUGUAUAUUAAAACUUAAAAAAAA
This is a messenger RNA of Papilio xuthus (Asian swallowtail), 550 nucleotides long. Its product is annotated as immediate early response 3-interacting protein 1. The transcript has 3 exons. The record is from RefSeq and is a predicted model, not a curated record. Gene Ontology annotation, biological process: endoplasmic reticulum to Golgi vesicle-mediated transport. The coding region runs from base 114 to 359 and encodes 81 amino acids. NCBI's taxonomy places the organism in Eukaryota, Metazoa, Arthropoda, Insecta, Lepidoptera, Papilionidae. Gene Ontology annotation, cellular component: COPII-coated ER to Golgi transport vesicle; Golgi membrane; endoplasmic reticulum membrane.